Endocarpon pusillum Z07020 is the source of this 951-nucleotide messenger RNA. RefSeq lists its product as uncharacterized. Bases 1 to 951 code for a protein of 316 amino acids. The record is from RefSeq and is a predicted model, not a curated record. Lineage: Eukaryota; Fungi; Ascomycota; Eurotiomycetes; Verrucariales; Verrucariaceae. The transcript has a single exon.
AUGUCCGUCCGCAAGAUUCUCGUCGCUGGUGCAACCGGCAAGCAAGGCGGGGCAGUAGUCAACGCUCUUGUCGCUAACCCGCCUCCAUACCCUCAUGAGAUCCUUGCCCUAACCCGCAAUACCGAAUCUGCUGCCGCCAAAGAGCUAGCCUCCAAAUCGAACAAGAUCACCCUCCUGCCCGGCGACCUCAACGACUGCCAGUCUAUCUUUACUAAAGCCGGCAGCAGUGGUAGCGUUUGGGGGGUCUUCAGUGUACAAUUGCCUGCCAUGGGUCAAAAAAACGUCUCCGAAGAUAUCGAAGAAAAACAAGGUACAGCUUUGGUCGAUGCGGCCCUCUCCUCCGGCGUCAAACACUUUGUCUACACCUCGGUCGAUCGCGGCGGAUCAAACUCGAUCAAUGAGCCCACUAAUAUUCCCCAUUUCAUCUCCAAGCACAAUAUCGAGGUCCAUCUCAUCGAAGCAGUCAAAGAUCCAAAGAAAAAUCCACAGGGAAUGACCUACACCAUCCUCCGCCCCGUUGCCUUUUUCGACAACCUGACACCAGACUUUCUCGGCAAAGGCUUUGCCGCCAUGUGGAGUAAUAUGGGCGUUGUACCUCUUCAACUUGUCGGCACGAGGGAUAUUGGUAUCUUCGCCGCCAUGGCCUUCUCCAAGCUUGAUUCUGACCCAAAAGUCUUCCUCAACAACGCUAUCUCCCUCGCUGGUGAUGAAUUGACUCAAGCCGAGGGCUCGAAGGUCUUCGAGAAAGUUUACGGAAAGAAGAUGCCUAUCACUUUCGGGUUUGUAGGUAGUAUGAUUCAGUACUUGGUGAAGGAGUUAGGGACUAUGUUCAAGUGGUUUGUAGAUGUCGGCUACAAAGCUGACAUUGCGGAGAAUAAGAGGCUGAACCCGGACAUGCAAGACUUUGAGGCAUGGUUGAGAGAGGAAAGCAAGUUCAACGAGAACAAAUAG